This is a messenger RNA of Naegleria fowleri, 1497 nucleotides long. RefSeq lists its product as uncharacterized. Gene Ontology annotation, cellular component: cytoplasm; nucleus. The record is from RefSeq and is a predicted model, not a curated record. Bases 1 to 1497 code for a protein of 498 amino acids. Gene Ontology annotation, biological process: protein phosphorylation; intracellular signal transduction. The transcript is spliced from 4 exons. Gene Ontology annotation, molecular function: ATP binding; MAP kinase activity. NCBI's taxonomy places the organism in Eukaryota, Heterolobosea, Eutetramitea, Acrasida, Naegleriidae.
AUGUUGCCACAACAAUCUCAUCAUCACGCUUACCCCCAACAUCAACAAUCCAACUACAACUUGGCUCCGAGCUAUUACCAUCAUGCUGGAUCUGAUCAGGCCAUGAUGAUGAAUCCACAACAAGAACAACAACAACAGAUUAAAGAUCAAAUGAUGAAUCAACAAUUUCUCGAGCAACAACAGAAUUAUAUGAUGGACCAACAAGAAGAUUAUGCAACUCAGCAACAAUUAUUUAUGCAGGCACAACAAGUCAAUCGUGAACAAGUUCCUUUUGCCAAUUUACAAAUGGAAUAUGUUCAAUAUUCGGUGAAUGGAAACACCUUCAGCUUACCAAAGCGAUAUACAAUGGACGGAGUCAAGGGUUCUGGUGGAUUUGGUUGUGUAGUUUCGGCAGUGGACAAUAAAAACAACGAAAGAGUGGCCAUCAAGAAAGUAUCAAGCUUGUGGGAAAGAGACAGGAAUUACCAGAAACGAAUAUUGAGAGAAAUCAAGAUUCUAAAACAUUUUAGUAUUCACCAUGCACACAAUGUUGUGAUACUGAAGGACUUGUUUUUUGAUCCCUAUCAGCCCGGAAGUAUUUACAUUGUUACUAACCUGAUGGAUUUUGAUUUGGAAAAGUUGCUAUCGAGCAAUCAAACAUUUAGUGAGCAAUCUAUUCAGUAUUUCCUUCAUGAAAUUCUCAAAGCUGUAAACAUCAUGCACAGCAGUAAUAUUAUUCAUAGGGAUUUAAAGGGUAUGUAUUUUAUUUUGGAAUCUCAGAUUUAUUCAUUUUUGGAUAAUAUUAAUAUACCAAGCAACAUUCUGUUAAAUAGAGAUUUGGAUUUGCAAAUUUGUGACUUUGGCUUAAGUAGAGCUAUUGGUCAAGAUUAUCCUGAAGAUUCCAAAUAUGUUGUUACCAGGUGGUAUAGAAGUCCUGAAGUGAUUCUUUAUUGGAACAAACUUCAUGCAGCUAUGGAUAUGUGGUCAAUUGGCUGUAUAUUCGCUGAAUUACUUGUAAAACCACUUCACAAGAAUGGAAGACCCAUCUUAUUUCCAGGAAAAGACUUUAAAGAUCAACUGGAGUUAAUUCUACGACUGAUUGGAACACCAAGUAAUGAAGAAGUGAGAGGAUGUAGUGAGGGAAUUAAGUUCCUUAGAACUAGCUUCAAACAACAUUACGAAAAGAAAAACUUUUCUCAAGUAUUUUCACAUGUCACAAAUCCCCUCGCUAUUGAUUUGCUCGAAAGAAUGUUGACAUGGGACCCUGAAAAGCGAAUUACUGUUCAAGAUGCCUUGAAACAUCCUUACCUGAAAGAAAUGUUUGAUCCAGAUGAAUUUAAUUUAGAUCCAUCCUGUAAUGAGAACAGCUACUUUUGCAAAGCUAGAUUUGAUUACCAGUUCAGUGAAGACAUCAAAACGGAAGACAUUAAGGUUUUAGUAGAAGCAGAAGUUGAAAGUUUCCAGCAAUACAUUAUGCAACAACAACAUCAAACACACAUGAUGGAUGAUCAUCACUAG